CUCCGCCCGCGGCCCCGCGCCCCGCGCCCCGCGGCAGCUCCGAGCGCUGAGGAUCCGCCCCGGGCCGGCUCAUGGGGGUCGUGCAGAGUUUAGUUUCAAGUUUCUUCGAAGGGAAGCCCGCUGUAGGGCCAAGCAUGGUAAUGGAUGAGGUCACUUUGAUGAUCCCCAUCAGUAAAGAUGCCUAUGAAGCUCUUAAGAGAAGAGACAGCUGUCUAAAUGAUCUCCUUUUCAAAAAGUUUGCUUGUACAUUGGCGUUCAGAAAAGCAACAAAAAGCACUGCUGAAGUAUACUGGAAAAAAGUAAGGUCGGGCAUUGACAUUUGUGUUUAUAAGGAUGAUCUCACAAGACACAAGGUCGAUGCUGUGGUGAAUGCAGCCAAUGAGUAUCUUAGCCAUGGAGGUGGUCUUGCUCUUGCCCUUGUAAAUGCUGGAGGGCCAGAAAUAAAAGAGCAAAGCAGGCUUUUUAUUCAAAGGAAUGGAAAAAUCAAAGUUGGCAAUAUAGUAGUGACAGGUGGAGGGAAGCUUCCUUGUAAGGAAAUUAUUCAUGCAGUUGGUCCAGUGUGGAAUCCUUUUGAAAAGGACAGAUGUUGUUACCUGCUUCGGGAAGCUAUUUUGAAUAUUCUGCGAUAUGUUAGUGCUCCAGAAAAAGAUUUAAAGUCUGUGGCUAUCCCAGCAGUGAGUUCAGGUAUCUAUGGCUUCCCAGUUGACUUGUGUUCUCAAGUGAUUGUAAUGGCUGUAAAGGAAUUUGUUGAGUCAAGUCCACCAAGCUGUCUCAAGGAAAUCCGCCUGGUGAACAUUGAAGAAUCUACAGUUGCAGAAAUAAAGAAGGCCUGUGAAAAGUUUCUGAGUGAUACCAGUUCACCUGACAUGGUGUCAGCUUCAACAAACCAGUUUCCAACUUACCUCAUAUGUGGAAGCAUUCGCUUGCGCAUCAUAAGACAAUACCCUGAAAAUCUGAAGAAUACUGCCAUUGUUAACCCCCUGAAUGCAAAGGGUGAGCCUUCCUCUCAAUUUUCAAGACAACUGCUGGAAGAAGAGAACAAAUUUCAGUGUCGUCUUAAAUAUUCAACACGUUUUAAUGACCCCAUGGUAAUCAAAAGGCAUGAGGUGCCCCCUACCUUUGUAAUGCACGUGGCAUUGAAAUACGAACAUCCGGUGUUACAGUGUGAGGAACUGAAGGAGGCAGUGAUAAGAUGUCUGGGCUAUAUUUGGGAUCGGUCAUCUCCCUCAAUUUCUUUUCCAGUAAAUUGGUCACCAGUGCUGCCUGUUGACAUAGUGGCAGAGACCAUGACUGAAGCAGUUUUAAAUUUUGCUAGGGAACAUCCUACAGAGAAGAAAGAAGUGCAGUUCGUCAUUUGCCCAGAUGACAUUAAUGCCUAUGAGGCUGUCCUGAGAAAAUUUCAUUCAGCAAAAUACAAACUGGACAACAGAAGUGAUCCUUUGAAUACAGAGUCAGGCAGUCAGAUUGCAAAACCGACUGCAAGCAGUGAACCUGUGAUUGAACUUAAAGGGAACACACCCACAGCACUGGAAGCAGCAGAACUGUGGCUCCAAAAUGUAAUACAAAUUCAGGAAGGUCGCCAUGCUCGUAUUGAAAACAACUACAUUUUUUGCCUUGGUAAAGAGGAGUUUGCAGAACUCUCUCUCAAGCAGCCUUCUGGUGUAUGUGUGUCAGAAGAAGUGAGAGAUGGACAAGCCAGUCUGAUAUUUCAAGGCCCUCCUGAUGUUUUGAUUGAUGUGGUGCUCGCAACUGAAAAAUUACUGCUUCGUAUGCAGGAGAAGACUAUCAUUGAACAAAAGAAACUGCUCUGCUCAAUGUGCCAACCAGUAGCAGACCAGCUUUCAGCAGGAGGCUUCCACAUGACAAGAACUGCUGACUACAUCCACAUUUCACAAGUAGAAUGUCACCUCCAGGAGUUUAAAGACAGACAGAAAGAGUUUGAAAAAGCUGGACUUCGUGUUCUUCGGAUUGAAAAGAUACAUAAUAAAUUUCUAUCUGCUGUGUUCCAACAAAACCAAAAAGAAGAAGAUGGUAGCUCCAAAUCAACUCACAGGUUGUACCAGGAUGUUCCUGCUGAGUUCUGUUGCUCAGUUUGCCAAGUUGGAUUUCACAGGAUGUAUUCUCCAUCAAAAGAACAAAAAUACGGAGCUGGCAUCUACUUUACAAAGAACCUGAGGAACCUGACCAAGGGUAAAGCUGCACGGGAAAUGGGUUCUAAAAUGUAUGUGUUUGAGGCUGCUGUAGUAACUGGCUCCUACACUACAGGCAGCCCAUCUUGUAUUAUGCCACCAGUAAGGGACAGGAAUGCCUUUACAUUGUAUGACAGUUUAGUAGAUAAUAAGUUCAAUCCUGAGAUCUUUGUCAUUUUCAAUGGUUUUGCAGCCCUUCCACUGUAUUUGCUGACUUGUUCCCCAGUGACUGAGAGGUAUGUAGCUCCUGGAGGAAACAAGCAGGAUCCUCACUGGGAAUAAAGCAGAACUGUAGCUAUAGUGAAGACCCUCUGAGAGCAAAGUCUAGUGCUUAGAUUUAAGAGGAUGCUCUGCUUAGUAGUGUGCUAUGGUCAGGGUGCUUCCUGAAAAGCACUCUGAAAUACUAAUGAACAUAAGAGUAAGUUAAUAACUGACGGAGAUAAGGACAAAAUUACCUUUGAAUGGAGGCAGAAGGGAAAGCAUCCCAAAAUAAAAUGUAACAUUUAACAUUAACAUUUAACAUACCUGCUCAUUUACUUUAUUCCUUAAAGUGAUCUCAGCUUGUGACUAUAUGCUUGAUGUUUGUGUAGGCUGUCAUUCUUCCACGGUAUUUACUUAAUCUGAGAUAGUGCAGAUGUCAGGGAAACACAAAUCUUGGUUGUGCCUUUUGAGUCUUAAGUUUUCUUUUGACUUGAGAUAGGAGAAUGUAGUACAUGAGAGCUGUUUUCUGUUUAGAGACAUGCUAUUAAAUACAGUUUUGACAAACCCAAGACAAUACUUCAUUAUUUCUUACAGUGGUUGCUGUAGUUUUAUUAGUUACUUCAAGCAUUGUAGAUACACAUAUUCAAAAUAAAAAGUAUGAAUGUCA
Messenger RNA from Catharus ustulatus (Swainson's thrush), 3057 nucleotides. RefSeq names its product poly(ADP-ribose) polymerase family member 9 (gene PARP9). Gene Ontology annotation, molecular function: ubiquitin-like protein ligase binding; NAD+ poly-ADP-ribosyltransferase activity; transcription corepressor activity. Lineage: Eukaryota; Metazoa; Chordata; Aves; Passeriformes; Turdidae. The transcript is spliced from 10 exons. Gene Ontology annotation, cellular component: nucleus; cytoplasm. Bases 72 to 2471 code for a protein of 799 amino acids. The record is from RefSeq and is a predicted model, not a curated record. Gene Ontology annotation, biological process: positive regulation of type II interferon-mediated signaling pathway; negative regulation of gene expression.